AUGCAGCCGGAGCCAGGGAAGGAGACCGGGAGGAGGGGCCCGCGGGAGCGAGCGAACAAGGGCGCGCAGGGAGCAGGGGCCGGCGUGGGGCGCGGCCAGGUGGAGCGCCCUAAGCCGGGCUGGGCCCUCACACUUGAGGGGCUGGCGGCCAUGCGGCCCGCGCAGCGCCACAGCCACCUGCUCUUCGGCGACCUGCUUGAGGACGUGGGCGCGGCCACCUGCCUCUUCCCGUGCGAGUCAGCAGAGGUUGGGUACCGCAUGCCGGACUCGCGUGCGUGGACGCUGCCGCUCGAGCCACCCGCGCAGCGCCAGGACCGGCUCCUCGGCGUCCUUAAGGCCGCCGAGGCCCGCGGCCGUGUCCGCGCGCUCCGGCUGCGCUACGCCCGCAUGCGGGCGGAGGAGAUCUCGCUCCUCAUUCAGCGCCAAAGGUCCGCGCGCGCCGCCAUCCGGCUGGAGCUGUUCCUACCGCCGCAGCUGAAGCCCACGAGGAUCCCAGACCCCCUGGACCGGCAAGAGAGGAGGCGCGUGGAGACCAUCCUGGAGGAGAAAGUCCACGGCAGCAUCUUCCCGCGUUGA
Messenger RNA from Budorcas taxicolor (takin), 576 nucleotides. RefSeq names its product LKAAEAR motif containing 1 (gene LKAAEAR1). NCBI's taxonomy places the organism in Eukaryota, Metazoa, Chordata, Mammalia, Artiodactyla, Bovidae. The record is from RefSeq and is a predicted model, not a curated record. The transcript is spliced from 3 exons. Bases 1 to 576 code for a protein of 191 amino acids.